Molecule: messenger RNA, 2427 nt
Organism: Chenopodium quinoa (quinoa)
Lineage: Eukaryota; Viridiplantae; Streptophyta; Magnoliopsida; Caryophyllales; Amaranthaceae
Product: cytochrome P450 CYP82D47-like
Exons: 2
Coding region: 124-1713 (529 amino acids)
Biological process (GO): defense response to other organism
Molecular function (GO): iron ion binding; monooxygenase activity; oxidoreductase activity, acting on paired donors, with incorporation or reduction of molecular oxygen
Source: RefSeq, a predicted model, not a curated record
GACACCAAUGACCAACAUCGCUUCAGUCUUUUUAUAAGUAAUGUUAUCACAACACUUUGUAAGAUCAUUUGAUUUCAGUAACUCUGAAAUCUAAAAUCAGUCCACAAAAGAAAAUCACCUAAAAUGGAGUUACUCAGCUCAAUCAGUCUACCAGCUGUUUCGAUAGGCACGAGCAUGCUUGCGUUCAUACUAUUUAUUUGUAGCCUGAAAAGGAAGACUGAUAAUGCCAAGCGAAAACCACCACAACCAUCAGGUUCAUGGCCUAUUAUCGGCCAUCUACCUCUUCUAAGAAGAGGGCUUCCUCACAUAAUAAUGGGGAAUUUAGCUGAUAAGUAUGGUCCGAUUUUCAUGAUGAAGCUUGGUGUCCACCAAGCCUUAGUUGUAAACUCAUCAGAGACGGCUAAAGAGUGCCUACACACCAAUGACAGAGUUUUUGCUAGUCGGCCCUGCUCGAUGGCUGCAGAGCAUUUGGGUUACAAUUCUCUCCUGCUGGGAUAUAGCCCUUAUGGCCUGUACUGGCGUGAGAUGCGUAAGAUAGUCAUGUCUGAGCUCCUGUCCAAUAACCGGCUAGAGAUGUUAGAACGCCAAAGAACAUCAGAGGUAAGAUCGGUCAUAAAAGCCAUAUAUGAAAGUUAUUUAAUUAAGCGAAAAUUAAGUCCAGGUAAUGAUAGUAGUUUCAUAGUGGAUAUGAAGCAAUGUUUUAAUGAAAUAAGCAGUAAUACUUCAGUAAAAUUAAUUGCUGGAAAGUCACUGAAGGAGUUUUAUCCUGGUGAGGAAGAAUAUAAGAAGUGUACAAAGGCGUUGAGAGAUUUUUUCGACUUGGGAGGCGUCUUUGUUCCCUCUGAUGCUCUUCCAUUUUUGGGGUGGUUGGAUAUUGGAGGGUAUCAAAAGGCUAUGAAGAAAGUUGCAAAGGAACUCAAUCAUGUAGCUCAAGGUUGGUUGGAUGAGCAUAAAGCAAGGCGGCUCUCUGAAGAUCAGGGGAAAGAAAAACAGCACUUCAUCGAUGUAAUGCUUAGUAUCAUCGAAACAAGGAAGAAUGAUCCGGUAUUACACGAAGCAGACAAAAUCAUCAAGGCCAUUAGCAUGGCAAUGAUAUUAGGAGCAACAGACACAACAUCUGCAACAUUAACAUGGGCAUUGUCAUUACUAUUGAAUAACAGAGAAUCACUGAAAAAGGCGCAAACUGAGAUAGACAAUCAAGUAGGAAAAGGCAGGCUAGUCGAAGAAUCAGACCUCAGGAAACUAAUCUACUUGCAAGCUGUCCUAAAAGAGACUAUGAGGCUAUAUCCAGCCGUGCCACUAACACAACGCGAAGCCCUUACAGACUGUACUGUGAGUGGUUACCAGAUCCUUCCAGGGACUCAACUCUUUAUCAAUAUUUCGAAGAUUCAAAGAGACCCGAAACUGUGGACUGAUCCAUUGGAGUUUCGGCCUGAAAGGUUCCUUACUACUCACACAGAAUAUGAUGUCAGAGGUCAAAACUUUGAACUAAUUCCUUUUGGAAGUGGCAGAAGAAGCUGUCCUGGAAUAACUUAUGCUCUUCUGUCAAUGCAAUUUGCAUUGGCCAAUUUACUCCAUGCUUUCGAUGUAUCGACUCUAUCUGAUGAAGCUGUUGACAUGACUGAAGGUUUUGGGAUUACCAACUUGAAAGUCACACCACUUAAAGUCCUCCUCAAUCCGCGUCUCCAGGACCACGUUUACACACUUUAUUAGUCCAAGAAUGGUUGUUGAUUCAUCGCCACCAAUAGAAUUUAUAUGUACUUGUCAAACUAAUAAUAAUAAGAUUCUUUCCUCAUUGUUGCACGGGUUCAAAAAUUGAAAUUAUGAUUAGUGGGAUGAAUUUGUAGUACUAUAUAUUUUAUCUGUACACCAAUUGUCAAAAAUUUACAAAAUUUCAAAUGAAUCAUUUCCUAUUCGCAACCCCUUGGCAAAUCAAUCAUGUCAUGUUCCCUACUAAAACUAAUGAACAUAACAACACUAAGGCCAGAAAAAUGCCACCCGAACCAUCUAGUUCUUGGCCUUUUAUUGGCCAUCUACAUCUUCUAGGAAGGCUUCCUCACAUAAGCUUAGGUGAAUUAGCAGAUAAAUAUGGUCCAAUUUUCAUGAUCAAUCUUGGUGUAAAACGCACCUUGGUUGUUAGCUCAGGAGAGAUGGCGAAAGAGUGCUUAGGCGGUACCAAUGGCAACAUAUUUGCCAACCGGCCUAUAAAAUCCAUUGUCAAACUUGUGACUUACAAUGCAGCGAUGUUUGUAUUCAGUCAAUAUGGCCAAUACUGGGGUGAGCAGCGUAAAAUUGCAAUCGUUGAGAUCUUGUCCAAUCAUCGUAUUGAGAUGUUCAAAGAUGUAAGGAUCUCAGAGGUACGAUCAGCCAUAAAAGUGCUCUAUGAUAACUGUCAGAUUACAGAACUAUCACCUUCUGGUUCUGCAU